Myzus persicae (green peach aphid) is the source of this 4177-nucleotide messenger RNA. It is a transcript of the gene Glg1, whose product is annotated as Golgi apparatus protein 1. NCBI's taxonomy places the organism in Eukaryota, Metazoa, Arthropoda, Insecta, Hemiptera, Aphididae. The record is from RefSeq and is a predicted model, not a curated record. The coding region runs from base 643 to 3918 and encodes 1091 amino acids. Gene Ontology annotation, cellular component: Golgi membrane. Gene Ontology annotation, molecular function: fibroblast growth factor binding. The transcript is spliced from 17 exons.
CAGCUUUAGUUCGAAUAUAUUUUUAUCGGUUUUGCCGUUUGCGAUUCUCAUUUCCCACUCCACUCGGUUGCAUUUCAUUUGAUUUUCGGUCAUCGGCGAGACAACAACGACGACGACGCAAUAAAUAAUAAUAAUAAUAAUAAUAAUAAUAUUUUAUCAUUUCGGAUCUUUGUCGUUGUCGUUACGAUCGGUAAUCAUAGGGCAAUGUACUUAAGUACGGUCGUUGCAGCGGUGGUUGUUUUGUUAUUGUGGUGACGACUUAUCGGUAUUCCAACAACAAUAAUAAUAAUAAUAAUAAUAAUAAUAAUACGAUGAUGACGAUGGCUAUGAUAACGAGUGAUACGGAAUAGCAAGUCGAGCGAGCUGCGUACCGGCAGCGUUCCGCGUUAUUGCUGAUAAGAACCGUCCGUACUUAAUAUAAUAGGUUCCUACUUGGCCACAAUUCGAAUGAGUCGCUCUGCUGUUGCUGGUGCUGGCCGCUAUUGUUGUUUCCGAUUGACAGCAAUUGCCGUCGUUGUGCUUCGUUUCCACGUCCUGGCUAGCCGGAAGUGGUAGGGCCGUCAUGUCGCCUGAGAGACGUCAUCCUCGACCGUCGACGAACUGUUACCAGUGAUCCGCCCCCAUUGCGAUCCACAAGAAACGAUGGCCGGGUCCGUCAUUGCCGCUUCGAUCCUGCUGCUGCUGUUGAGCUCUGCUGAUGCAUCCGCGGUCGAUUCGCUGCUGGCUGAACCAUCGUGCGUCGAUUACUUGAAAUUGAGAUGUGCCAACGCGGGCACUGCGGCUGUGUCAAAACUUGACAUUCUGGAAUGCAUACAGCUCUACGAGGAUUCAGAUUUUUCGGGCAACUGUCCAAAAGCCAUAUGGACUCAUUUAAAAAAGUUUAUGGCAAAAGAAAAUCUUCGAGCUGUAUUAUGGCCAAAAUGUAGAUAUGAAAUUGAAAAACUCAACUGCGAACGAGACAAGAAUUGGUUUGGUUGCAUAGUUGACAAAAAACAGAGCAUUAGAAAUACCGACUGCAUUCAUUUAAUAAUGCGAAUAGAAAAUAUAGCAUUUUCUGAUUUUAGACUAAUCACAAAUUUUUCAAACUCAUGCCAAGAUGAUAUAAAAAAAUUUCAUUGUUACAACACUUCUGUCAUAGAUACACUGUAUCGAGGACGUGUAUUAGAAUGCCUUCAAUCCAAUAUAGACAAACUUUCUCCAAAGCAAUGUUUACCUUUAGUUUAUAAACUAUCCGAGUGGCAAGCAGAUAAUAUAAAAUUUGAUUAUUCCCUUCAUAUGGCCUGCUUAAAAGACAAAGAAAAAUUAUGUGCUGACAUUCGAACUGGUAGUGGUCUUGUUUACAACUGUCUUGCUGGACAUAUUGGUAGUGGACAAAUGUCACUUCCGUGCCAAAAUCAACUUUGGAGGAGAGAAAAAUUGAUUUCUGGUAAUAUUAGAGUCAGUAAAGGAUUAACUAGAGCAUGCAGAGAAGACAUCCGCACAUACCGCUGUCGAAGAUUAGUAUCUGAUGAUAAGGAUGUACGCUUGGCACAACUUUUGCUGUGUUUAGAAAAUGCUAUACAUAAUGGCAGUAAAGUAUCCUCUGAUUGUCAAUUUGAAUUAAUGGAACAUCGAAAAUUGUUACUCCAAAACCACCAUUUAUCACCAGAAGUUGUUUCAACGUGUUCUAAUGAUAUUGAAAAAUAUUGUAGAAAUAAUGAAGUUAGCAGGCGAACAAUUCAUUGUUUAAUGGACCAUUCUAAGCCUUCACGUCAAAAAAACCGAAUAGAUAAGUCUUGUCAAAAAUCGUUACAAAAACUUAUGCGCAUCACAAAUAUUGGUGAAGACUGGAGAGUAGAUCCUGUACUCCAAGAAAUGUGUCAGUCUGAAGUUGAUAAAUACUGCUCUGAUAUACCUCCUGGUUAUAACAGGGUGAUAUCCUGUUUGUUGGAAAAGUUAUUUGUGGGAUCAGUUCAAGAUAAAUGCAAGAAUGCAUUACUGCCAGUUCAAUAUUUUAUUAAUCGCGAUUUCACAUUAGAUCCUGCAUUAUAUCAAGCAUGUUAUUCGGAUGCAUCAAGAAUAUGCAAAGCUACUGGAGAUUGGAUUAAAGAAUCAAAAGAAAACUUGAUUUUGCCAUGUCUUACUCAGUACUAUCGACCCUUUACAUCAUCUUCAACUGGAGCAAAAUAUAAAUUAAAACCAAAAUGUAAAGAUCAGGUACGGAAAGUUAUGAUACAAAGAGCUAUUAGUGUAGAUCUAAACCCAGAAAUUGCAGAAGCAUGUAUUAAAGAUCUUCCAAACUUUUGUCACAAAAAAACCGGUGUCGGAGAGGAAAUGCUCUGUCUACAAGACCACUUUAAUAACAAAAAAAUGACAAAAGAAUGUAAGGAAUCGAUAAGGCUGUGGACAGAAGCACAAGCUGAAGAUAUUCAGCUAAAUCCCGUUAUUAGAUUACAUUGUAAACCAUUCAUUCAACAAUUUUGUUCGGCUGAACUUUUAUCUAAAGAUGAAAUUGGUAAAAAUGAUGUAAUGGACUGUUUGAUCAAAAAUAAAAAUGAUCCUGAAAUGAAAACAGAAUUAAAAUGUCGUGCUGCUGUGGAACAUUUUCAAUUGAUAUCUAUGAAUGAUUACCGUUUUACUUUAUCAUUCAAAGAAGCUUGUCGAUCAACUGUUAUUAGGUAUUGCCCCAAGUCUCGCACCAAACCAGAGGUUGUAGCAUGUUUAAGUGAAGUAGUACGUAAUGAUACUAUAACUGACUCUAAACAUAAAGUCACAAAACCAUGCCGACAACAAUUACGUGCUCAGUUAUUACAGCAACGUGAAUACUUAGAUUUAGAUCCGGUUUUAAAAAAUGCAUGUCAAAAUGAUAUUGCAAAACAUUGUUCUAAUAUGGAAUCUGGUUCAGCACAGAUUUUAGUGUGUCUUGAAAUGAACAAGAGCUUAUUGUCAGAUCAAUGUCAUCGAGUAAUAUUUUUAAUCCAGAGACAAGAUUUGACCGACAGUUCGUCAGAUUAUGUUUUGUUAACAAAAUGCCAUAAGAUGUUGCAGCUAUACUGUAAAGAAGAAAAUUCCUCUCGAGCUUUGAGCUGUUUAAAGAAAUUCAAACAUGAUCUGACGUUUGAAAAACAAUGCCAAUCCCUUGUAAUUCAACGUAUGAUUGAACAAAGUGAUGACUAUAGACUGGAUCCAGCACUACAUCAUAGUUGUCAAGCAGACAUCAAUUUAUAUUGUAGUCAAAUAUUGGCUAAGUUACGGCCAGAGUCCGAGUAUAAUGGAAAAGUUUUACAAUGUUUAAAAGAAAAGUUUAGACUAAGAAAGCUUAAGCCAGAAUGCGAGAAACAAGUAUCUAUUACUUUACGUGAAUCUGCAUUAAAUUACAAAUUAAAUCCAUUGUUACGAAGUCUUUGUACAACCGAGAUUAAAGAGCUCUGCCGAAAAGAAGAGCACAAUGAAGGCAAUGGUGAUAUAGAAGAUUCUGGACAAGUGGAAGAAUGUUUAAAACAAGCAAUGAGUCAUGGGUUAAUAGAAAGUCGGGCUUGUCGUUUAGAAGUAGCUGGAUUGAUUGAAGAAUCCAAAGCUGAUAUAAAUGUAGAUCCGUUGUUACAACGAGCGUGUUUUCUGGAUAUUACCAAGUACUGUGAUGAAGUUCCUCAAGGAGCAGGAAGACAUUUACAAUGCCUACAAACUGUUGUUCAAUCCAAAACUAAAACGCUCAGUGCCAAGUGUCACGACAUGCUAUUGCAGAGGAUGGAAAUGUUUAAGAACGCUAAAGCAUUGAUUUAUCCAGAGAGUUUACAACAGCUGUACGGACAAGUUGCCAAAUCACCUUCUAAGAAAUACCUAAUAGUUGUUUUAUUCACUUUCACGGGACUUAUAUUUAUAGUUGGUUUGUUUUGUGGCCGUGUUAGUCGAAGGAGUGCAAUUUCUAAAAAAAAAUAGAUUAUAUUAUGUUGUUAUCGGCUAAUACUGAUAGGUAGCUUAAUUUAAUAUUAAUGAAAUGAUUUUGUGAAUCUCUCUUUAUAAUAUAUAUAAUAUAUAUACAUUUUAAGUUGAAGUAUUUUAAGUCCAUUUUAUAAUAUGCUAUUUACUGUUAGAUGCACUAAUGUUAACUAUUAUGAUAUAAUAGUGGUGAUUUUAGUUUUAAUGCAAUGAACAAAACAAUGAAAAUAUUAUCUAAUAUCUAUUGUUGUAAGGUUCA